Molecule: messenger RNA, 1065 nt
Organism: Spodoptera littoralis (African cotton leafworm)
Lineage: Eukaryota; Metazoa; Arthropoda; Insecta; Lepidoptera; Noctuidae
Source: the annotation of a GenBank genome assembly
AUGGGACAACAGACGUCUAGGAAGAGCGGAGAGUGCACGUGCGGGUGCGGUGCGUGGGAGCGGCGCAGGUACGCGGAGUCUCCCAGUAGCGUGCAUAGAUACGUCAGCGCUGUCACUGACAGAUGGAGCGGGCGCGAGUGUGCGUGUCGCCGGCGACGGUGGCGCCGCCCCGCGUGUGUGUGCACGGCCUACAGGCGAGUCAGUGACGACAGACUGGCUGCAGUACUGACCCUUGGUGCUAGAGACCUCAGGAGGGAGUUGGAUGCGAUUGUCAUAAAUACAGAUGGUGACACGAGCAGAGAGAGUGGUGAGCCCACCGCAGAAGUAUACGUAUUGUCCGUUGCACCCAGGACAGCGGAAGGAGAGAGUUCACAAGAGAGACGGACGGAGUUGACGCAGACUAACGAUGCCAUACGGCUGCAUCCACACUUCCAGGUGGUAUGUGGCGGCGAGCUCCGCGCGCUACUACUGCGCGGCGCGACGUUGCCCGCGCCCGCCGCGCUCCCACCGCCCUCGGCGCGCGUGCAUACACAGGUGGACUACAUCCACUGCCUAGUCCCGGACCUGAAGGAGAUCACGGCGUGUUCCUUCUACUGGGGCAAGAUGGAUCGCUACGAGGCUGAGAGACUGCUCGAUAACAAGCCUGAAGGCACGUUCCUCCUCCGCGACUCCGCCCAGGAGGAGCACCUGUUCAGCGUGUCGUUCCGCAAGUACGGGCGCUCGCUGCACGCGCGCAUCGAGCACUACCAGCACCGGUUCAGCUUCGACUCCCACGACCCCGCCGUCUUCGCCGCCUCCACCGUCACCAAACUCAUCGAGCAUUACAAGGACCCGGCGUGUGUGAUGUUCUUCGAGCCGAUGCUGACAGCUCCACUGCCGCGCAGCGAGCCAUUCUCUCUGCAACAACUCGCGCGGGCUGUCAUCGUGUCGCAUACUAGUUACGACGGAGUGGAGAAGCUCCCCCUCCCGCCCCGUUUACGACUAUACCUCAAAGAGUACCACUACAGACAAAGGGUCCGCAUUCGACGCCUGGAACCGGACUUGUACGAGCACCAUCACUGCUAG